This is a messenger RNA of Spizellomyces punctatus DAOM BR117, 1560 nucleotides long. RefSeq names its product cation diffusion facilitator family transporter. Gene Ontology annotation, cellular component: membrane; Golgi apparatus. Gene Ontology annotation, molecular function: zinc ion transmembrane transporter activity. The transcript has 7 exons. The record is from RefSeq and is a predicted model, not a curated record. Bases 167 to 1417 code for a protein of 416 amino acids. NCBI's taxonomy places the organism in Eukaryota, Fungi, Chytridiomycota, Chytridiomycetes, Spizellomycetales, Spizellomycetaceae. Gene Ontology annotation, biological process: intracellular zinc ion homeostasis; zinc ion transport; transmembrane transport.
AACUGACCGUGGGCUUUAAAAAGGCAGUUGCUGGAACCAUUGUGCUUCUCACCCGUUCAUUUCCGUCAAUCUGCCAAAUAUCUGCGUUCGGAAAGUUUAGGUUUUACUUUCGUCGUUUCAGCCGUGGUAGGGAGCUACCUCCAUCUUCAUUCCCAGGUUUAUCCCGAUGCUUCACUCGAUAAGUAUAUCAGGGGGAAGCCCUGACCUUCCACUAUACAAGUCGACCGUGGGAUACUCCUCUGAGAAGUACAGGCAGAAUGAUCUUGUUGGCCUGGUCAAGCGAUACAUUCGCUCGAUUGUAAACGAUAAAUCGACCAGGAAGGUCUUUUUUUUCUUGUUGUUGAACAUAUCAUUUACUGGAGUGGAGUUCUUAUAUGGAUGGUGGACGCAUUCGUUGGGCCUGACGGCGGAUGCGGUGCAUAUGCUUUUUGACUCGACGGCACUCAUUUUCUCGCUGGUGGCAAGUGUGAUUGCCAAAUGGGAGCCAAACGAUAGGUUUACCUAUGGUUACGGAAGGGUGGAGACGAUGACGGGAUUUGUCAACGCACUAGCUCUGCUUUUCGCGAGCUGGAACAUUAUCUGGGAAUCGUUUGAGCGCUUCUUUGAUCCUACAGAGAUUGAAUCGGGUCAGCUAUUAGUGGUGUCAGUCUUGGGGUUGCUGGUCAACCUUGUCGGAAUUUUCGCCUUCGAUCAUGGGCAUGUACAUGGGCACGACCACGGACAUUCGCACGGACAUGGCCAUGAUCACACACACUCGCACGCAAAUUCGCAUUCGCAUAGUCAUUGGAAUGGAAGCAACGGGCACCACGACCAUCACCACGAGCAUGACCAUCAACAUCAUAACCAUGAUCACGGUCACGAUCAUGGUCACGGUCAUCACCACCAUCACGGUCAUGCGCAUUCGCACGGUCACUCUCACGGGCACUCCCAUGGGGGUGGUCAUAAUCAUUUGAUGCACGGGAUGUUUCUUCACAUUUUAUCCGAUACCCUAGGUUCGGUUGGUGUGAUCAUCUCUUCGAUUCUCAUACGGCUUUACGGCUGGCAGUGGACCGAUCCUCUGUGUUCUCUAUUCAUUGCUAUACUGACAAUCAUUAGUCUGUGGCCGCUUCUGAAGAGUUCUGGUGCAACUCUCUUGCAGCGAGUACCAGAAGGCAUAGAAUGCAGUUUGGCGGAAGCAUACAGAAAGGUGAAUUCAAUCGAAGGAGUAGUGAGCUUUUCUCAACCGCACUUUUGGGAAGUAUCCCAAGGGAACAACGUUGGAACAAUAAAAGUACAGAUGCGUCACGAUCUUGGUGACGAGGAGAAGCUUCGCUUGCAGGUUGCGAGCGUUUUUCAGGAGAUUGGGGUACGAAAUUUGGUGGUGCAGAUCGAGAAGACGGCACCGGUGGUAAUGGGCGUAGGAUCAUAUGUGGGCUAGUGAUAUAGAUGAAUUCUAUGGAGAAGUGAGGAUGAUAGAACUUUUUUGGAUGUAAUGCGGUGCGCGCUUGAUUAUCUCAAAUUUAUUUAUUACUAUACUAUAUGGGUAACGAUGUAGACUAAAAACAUCGAGACUAUGCCAUG